AUGCUUGGAAGAACGCGACAAUACUCCGCUUUUGCGUCAAGCACAGACUGUCAUAUAGAUGGAGCAAGUUCUUUUUUUUGGUUGGGACAAUUCGAGACCCUUUGCGCUUUUGAUAGCUGGACGUCGUCGCAAAAUGCCCCCCGGCGAAAAGACUGGCAUGAAUUCGAGGAACUCGAAAAGUUACCCUCCCGUAAAACAACAACCCAGGAUAUAGCAUCGACGAAUCCAGUUCAAGCCAUGCUACAGCUGUACCAGGAGCUUGGUAUUUCCAGCCUAAACAGCUGUAUGUCGUUUAUGUCGCAGCUUCACAAGGGGCAAAUACGCUGGACGUGUAAGUUUCAGUGCCCAAUUUCGGGUCGAGUUCACUCGGCCUGCGACGUUUUAAACGAUGACAAUGUAGGUUGGUCGACCAAAAAGGCAGCACAGAAGGCUUGCGCUGUAAAUGUUCUUAACACCAGCUUUCAUGGCGAUAAAUUGCAAUACGGUCAAUUUGAUGGUCGCAGAGCAAAGACGUUAAAAACGUCGAGGGGAGUUUUAGACGUUUCUAUUCCUUGUGGACCAUCAGCACAUUUCAGCUUCCCGAAAGACCACUGGAAAACAGCUCGGCUCGUUCCACAACGGCGGUGUUCACUGUUUGAACUCAUCAUUAUGACAAAUGACGCCCAGCCACUCUCCCUGCUGACUCAACGAGUUGGUCUUUUGUACCCAGAGUGUCUGUCUUUUAUUUCCGUAAAUGAAGUCUUUGAGACUCAUUUCGGGACACCACGAGAAAAGCAAUUAUACAAAGCUCGACUCAUUCGGGCAACGCCUUGUACUCUAGUGGACGCAAAAGAAGUCGCGUGGCUACAAAUCUUCAAUCGGAUUGUUACAGAUUGGAAAAAUUAUGGUUUAGGACGGGACGCCGUGCGGUGGCUCCUUCCUGAGCGGUACUUGCGAUGCCAAGAUUUCGCCGGACAUGCAACAAGUAUGCUAGUACCCUUGAGUCCUGUUGGUGAUCCAGCGAUUGACUGGAUUAUGGUCAAAGAUGAACUGGAGAACAAUGUUCAAUGUUGCCUUCUAAAAGGAUCAGAUCAUCCAAUUGAAGUGGUGUCGACCGACAUCUUGCGCAAUCGCAUUUUGAUGCAAGGUCGGACGAGAUACUUAUAUCGCGUGUCUACAAACAAAAGAGUUUCUUUACAAUCAGAUUUUAACAGCAAAAGGAAUAAUCCUGGUUCUUGCAAUCUUCAGAAUGAACUACAGGGAUGCAGAGCUGACCUGGGGAAGAAAAUGUUUGAGGACAACUAUUGGGAGGAAUGCGAACCUGAAUCUACCUUCCUUUUGCCAACCCCCCUGGGCUUUCUCCAUGUGGCGUCGUUAAUGGAAGAUUUUAUGGCGGAUUUAGAGAGAAAGAUGUACAUCUUUCAAUGUGCAUCACAUCUGGAACAAGCGUGUGAAGCACAAGCUUUAAAAUCAAAUACGACGCUCGAUGGACACCCUCCUUCUGUACGACCGAACUGGAAGCACAGACAAAGCAAUCUGGCUAGACUCCUACUCGAAGCUACGACCGUUCAUCCCCAACCUUUUUAUGAGAGGUUAGAGUUCCUUGGUGAUGCCGUCUUAGGCUUUUGUCUGGCACUGAAUGCGAUGACUCGAAAUGCCUCUCUAGAAUAUGAUUGGGAAGAGCUUGGCCUUGUUAUCUCGAACGCGGGCAAAAACAAGGCUCUCGCAGCCAUUUGCCAUCGAGCUGAUCUAGAGGCCCUCGUUACGUACCCAAACUAUCGUUGGAAGAGUGCUUAUCGCCCUGGACAGUCUAUAAAGGCGAAUGUCUCACUCGAGAGCCAGAAGACAAGCGACACAUCUCGUUUCGCGCCCCAUGAGAUCGUGGAAAGUGUAAUCGCUUCAGUAUAUUUGUCGGAUAUGGCAGAACUCUCUGCAAUAAAGGGAAGUCGUCUUGUAACGCUCAUGAAUUUGCUGCAACCACCAAUGAAUUACAAAGGCAACACUUGCUUUACAAGGCAAGAUAAUGAGUGGUUUACUCUUGCUGAACCCUGUAUUAAGGCGCGCUACGAUUUUUCAAACAAUCUUGAGUGGAGCAGAAUAAUCGACAAAAUCGGUCAAUUGAUAGAUACGGAUGCUCCACGAGCAACGCGGCUCCAGGUGGGGUACCAAAACUACCUUGACUGCCUUGCGCCGUCUUCAUCUGCGAAGGAUUUGGAGAGCGAAAUACCAAAGAUCCUUCUCCAAUGUGCUCUUUUCGACGACUCUCUAGCGGAUGAAGCGGAGAACGUCCAUUCCGGCGCCGUUGAAAUAGCCCUCGUACGUGACACGCUAGGCCAGCUCGGUGGAUACAGCCUACAACUCGCAAUUUCGGAAGACGCCUUCCGCAGAUUUCCCGAAGCGGAACCUCGAGAUUUGCAUCUUGUACGGGCUUGCGCCAUCGCAGACGAUGUUGUCGUCUACAUUAUGUUGAAAGCUGGUUUAGACGGAGCCUUGUAUGAGCAACCGCCCCCGUUCUCACAUGUUUUUGAGUCCAUGAUGAGGGAAUCAGAUGAACGAGGAAGGCGACUCUGGCAGCAGAGUAAGGGAUGGCUGUUAGAGUGUGGACUGCGUGGUUUUCGGUCACGCCAUCGAGCAUUUGCCUGGGAGGGUUUUGCUCACAAAGACAAAAUAGAACCGCAGUAUCCUGGAAUUGCUGGUGGGCGACUUGCGGGCCAUCGGAAAAAGGUACCAUCUUAUUUAACGGAGGACUUGGCGUUCUCCUUCAAAUGCACUAUCGGUGCACUAGUCCUUUCGCUGGGCCUUGAUGAAAUGUGGAAUUUGAUUGGUCCGUUAUUUCACGAAGUAUUACUGCUGUCUCCUCAGGAAUUGCGACGUGAGUUCCAACUAUCUUCUACGAUAGUUCAGAGCGCCUGAGGUGAGAUGCUUUUCUGCGCUUCUCAGGAGUUGCAGAAUAAAGGCAAUAUUUGAGAUUAACAAAAUCUUUGAAGAAUAAAAUCGUGCUUGAGAAUCACGCGACGUUCCGAAUUCGUCUACAGAGUCUACCCAAACGUUGGGACGAUAGUAAAAGCUUACCGUAUGGAUCGUAACAACCUUGAUAUCAAACAGCCCCUACAUGGAACAACAUAUCAGUCGGCGUAUUCGCUGCUUGAAUCGUCGUUCUCCUCGCCAUCGAAACUCAAGUCAAACGGAGAAUCCAUGUCAAAAGGGACCGAUUCUUGCCGGGUCAAGUGGGCAAGCUGUUUCCAGUCGCUUCGAACAAUACAACUGGCCAGAACUACAGCUGCAGAAAUGUAUCCAACGGAAAUUGAAGCUGCGACUGCCUGCAAGUCGAAUUCAAAAGCAAAUAUGCAAAGAAAAGCCAGAGGCAUUGCACAUAGCCAUCGACACGCAAGAACGGUCGACGAGGCUAGAAUGAAACGACCUUGAGAGCCGACAAGGCUCCAGUAUACUUGGGCAAAUGCCAUGGUAAGAUUUGCAAACCCUGUCAUACCAACAAGACUACUGAAAAGAUGCUGUAAGGUUGGGUCUGUUGUGAGGGCAACCGUAAUGUUUGGCCCUACCAUGAGAAAAACAGAAGUGCAAACAACUGCUUCAACAAGUGUCCAAAAAAUAACCUUGCUGGCUAGAGUCUGAGCUUGGAAGGGGAUAUUUUCGGCCAAAUAAUACGAUACUCGAACAGCUGCUGCUUCCCCUAUUCCUUCGGACGUUGCUUCGAAAAUUUCCCAUACUAUUCCCAUUAGCGCCCACGUCGCAACUUCAGCACCACCGAGUCGGCGAACAAAGAACGUUAGGAGCUCCCACUGAAAGAUACGAAAUGUUCUUAGCACGGUGUCUUAAUGGACAUGUACGUUGCAAGAUAUCAUCCUGUUCUUACCUCGCGGAGCUCCACUAAAGAACCAAUCAAGAGAGGGAUUGUAAAAGAGACGAAGCAAACAACAGAUUCCUUGUCCUGCAAAAUAAUAGAAGAUAAUGU
Phaeodactylum tricornutum CCAP 1055/1 is the source of this 3952-nucleotide messenger RNA. RefSeq lists its product with no specific name. Gene Ontology annotation, biological process: RNA processing. NCBI's taxonomy places the organism in Eukaryota, Bacillariophyta, Bacillariophyceae, Surirellales, Neidiaceae. The transcript is spliced from 3 exons. Gene Ontology annotation, molecular function: ribonuclease III activity. The record is from RefSeq and is a predicted model, not a curated record. The coding region runs from base 1 to 2892 and encodes 963 amino acids.